Ailuropoda melanoleuca (giant panda) is the source of this 1248-nucleotide messenger RNA. It is a transcript of the gene AREG, whose product is annotated as amphiregulin. NCBI's taxonomy places the organism in Eukaryota, Metazoa, Chordata, Mammalia, Carnivora, Ursidae. Bases 10 to 981 code for a protein of 323 amino acids. Gene Ontology annotation, molecular function: growth factor activity; epidermal growth factor receptor binding. The record is from RefSeq and is a predicted model, not a curated record. Gene Ontology annotation, biological process: positive regulation of cell population proliferation; epidermal growth factor receptor signaling pathway. The transcript has 6 exons.
GCCUCCGGAAUGUUCGCACACCUUGUGCCUGCGCCCGAGUCGGAACGGAGAGAUCCCGUGGCGAGCUCUAGGCGCUGCUCCAGCGUCCGAGCCCGGCCGGGCGGCGAGCACCGGCGCACACUCCCUCCUGCCCCCUCUCUUUCCCCCCACCUCCUUUUCCAGCUGCAACUCCCGGCCGAGUUGCCCCAGAGACCGCGACGCCGCCGCGCCGAGGGACCAAUGAGAGCCCCGCUGCUGUCGCCGGCGCCCGUGGUGCUGUCGCUCCUGAUCCUAGGCUCAGCCCAUUAUGCUGCCGGAUUGGACGUCAAUGACACCUGCUCUGGGAAAGGGGAACCAUUUUCCGGAGACCACAGCGCUGAUGGACUGGAGGUUACCCCAAGAAGUGGGAUGUCCUCAGGAAGUGAGAUUUCCCCUGUGAGUGAACUGCCUUCUAGUAGGGAACUGUCCUCCGGGAUCGACUAUGACUAUGCGGAAGAGUAUGAUAACGAACCACAAAUAUCUCGCUAUAUCGUGGAUGAUUCAGUCCGAGUUGAACAGGUAAUUAAGCCCAUGAAAAACAAAACAGAAGGUGAAAAGACUUCAGAUAAACCCAAAAGAAAGAAAAAAGGAGGCAAAAGUGGAAAAAACAGAAGAAACAGAAAGAAGAAAAAUCCAUGUGAUGCAGAAUUCCAAAAUUUCUGUAUUCACGGAGAAUGCAAAUAUAUAGAGCACCUGGAAGCCGUAACAUGCAAAUGUCAUCAGGAUUACUUUGGUGAACGGUGUGGGGAAAAGUCCAUGAAGACUCACAGCAUGGUUGACAAUGAUUUAUCAAAAAUUGCUUUAGCAGCCAUCGCUGCCUUUGUGUCUGCCGUGAGCUUCACGGCUAUUGCUGUUGUUAUAACAAUCCAGCUUCGAAAACGAUACUUCAGGGAAUAUGAAGGAGAAGCUGAAGAACGAAAGAAACUUCGACAAGAAAACGGAAACGCACAUGCCAUCGUGUAACUGAAGAUAAUAUUACAGGGUAUCGAAUCGGAUCACUGCCAGGUCACAGCCAUGAGUGAUGAGUUGGUUCCUCUUUUCAGUGGAUCAUAAGAAAACAGAACCUUUUUGUUCUGAUGGUUUUAAACUUUCAACUGUUGCUUUUUAUGCUAAGUCUUAUUUCUGUACAUAAAGAUGCAUGGAGAUAAAAAGUAUUUUUUCAAGUUGUAAAUAAUUUAUUUAAUAUUUAAUGGAAGUGUAUUUAUUUUACAGCUUAUUAAACUUUUUUAA